This is a messenger RNA of Impatiens glandulifera, 973 nucleotides long. Its product is annotated as protein phosphatase inhibitor 2-like. Gene Ontology annotation, biological process: regulation of signal transduction. Gene Ontology annotation, molecular function: protein phosphatase inhibitor activity. Bases 205 to 732 code for a protein of 175 amino acids. The transcript has 5 exons. NCBI's taxonomy places the organism in Eukaryota, Viridiplantae, Streptophyta, Magnoliopsida, Ericales, Balsaminaceae. The record is from RefSeq and is a predicted model, not a curated record.
CAUAAGGACAGGGUGGUAGUUUGAGUGAUAAAGAGGGGCAGUUUCGGAGUUAGAGAGAUAUCGAGAAGUCGGAAUUUAGGAGCCAAGCAAACUGAAAAUCUUCUCUCCGCCGCCACUUUGUGUGUAGAUUUUUCCAAGGGUAACAGGGAGUGGUGGCGUCUAUCAUAAGUAGGGGGGAACUGACAACCAAUCGUAUCUUACACUAUGAAGGGCCGUGUGAAAUGGGACGAAGCAAAUAUUGGGGAUAUUGAGAAAAACAAACCUGUUAGGCAGAAAAUAACUGAACCCAAGACACCAUAUCACCCCUGGAACGAUGACAAUGGUUCCUUGUCUCCGGAUGGUAGAUUCGAUGAUUGCACAGAUGAUGCCAUGCAUGCAGAAGCAAUAUGUUCGGCUUUGAACAAAAUGACUUCUUCUACUGGGAAAAGAUGUCACAAGUCUGAUGGCUGGACAUGGUCAGAUGAUGAAACUGUCCCCAUGGAUCAAGAUAAAGAUGAUGAUGAAGAAAGUAGCAGUUCAAAUUUUCAACAGCAGAGACGAGCUCACUAUGAUGAAUUCCAGAAAGUGAAAGAACUUCGAAGAAGAGAAUCCUUACUGGAGGGUGGUUCUGACGAGGAGAAUGGGAAUGAGAAUGAGAAAUCAUCAUUAAGUGAAGGAAAAAGAAUAAGAAGAGAUGUUGAGAUUGAAGAUGGUGGUGGACAUGUUCCAGAGCAGUUUAAACAUGUUGCUUAAGUGGAUUGAAUUUGGAUUUAUGAGGUUGUGGUCUCUAAAUUCUAUUUCAAAGCAUUUUGACUGAACGUGAAAUUAAACCUUUGUCUAAACAAAAGAAGUAGAAGAAAUCAUCGGAUGGAUGUUCUCGCGUUUGUAUAUGGUUUACCUUGACAUGUUUCUUGGUUAUCUUUUCCUUUUGAUGUUUCUUUCAUUGAAUUGAAUCAUUUUAUCAUCAUAAACUAGAUCAACUAUUUUUUUCUUA